CCGAGCGGAGGCUGCAGACCGCGGCGAGCGAUGAGGAUGGAGGCCCGGGAGGCAGCGGCGGCGGGGGCGGGCGGUCGCGCCGCGGGCGGCUGGGGCAAGUGGGUGCGGCUCAACGUGGGGGGCACCGUGUUCCUGACCACCCGGCAGACGCUGUGCCGCGAGCAGAAGUCCUUCCUCAGCCGCCUGUGCCAGGGCGAAGAGCUGCAGUCGGACCGGGAUGAAACGGGGGCCUACCUCAUUGACCGUGACCCCACCUACUUCGGGCCCAUCCUGAACUUCCUCCGGCAUGGCAAGCUGGUGCUGGACAAGGACAUGGCUGAGGAGGGCGUGCUGGAGGAGGCGGAGUUCUACAACAUCGGCCCGCUCAUCCGCAUCAUCAAGGACCGGAUGGAGGAGAAGGACUACACGGUGACCCAGGUGCCGCCCAAGCACGUGUACCGCGUGCUGCAGUGCCAGGAGGAGGAGCUCACGCAGAUGGUGUCCACCAUGUCUGACGGCUGGCGCUUUGAGCAGCUGGUGAACAUCGGCUCCUCCUACAACUACGGCAGCGAGGACCAGGCCGAGUUCCUGUGCGUGGUGUCCAAGGAGCUGCACAGCUCCCCGCAUGGCCCGGGCUGCGAGGCCAGCCGUAAAGCGAAGAGCGCGGAGGAGCAGCUGGAGGAGCAGCGGCAGCAGGAGGAGGAGGUGGAGGAGGUGCAGGUGGCCCAGGUGCAGGUGGAGGCAGAUACACAGGAGAAAGCCCAGUCACCUCAGGAUCCCGCUCACCUUCCCUCCCUCUCACCGCCGCCUCCUCCUCUGCUUCCCACUGGAGGUUCCCGUCUGCGCCCCCUCAGACCCGAGGCUGAGCUGGCAGUGAGGGCUUCUCCUUGGCCCCUCGCCCGCCCCCAGAGCUGCCAUCCCUGCUAUUACAAGCCAGAGACACCCGGAUGUGAGGCCCCAGAUCACCUGCAGGGACUUGGGGUUCCCAUCUGAAAUCCUUUAUUUUUGUACCAUGGGGUGGGCCCCGGGCCUGGGAAGGAAGACGCACUCUGUCCCCUGCCACUUCUGCCUGCACCUCCGGGGCUGUGACUUGCCUCUGCCUCCAGGGCCCAGGCAGGGACCCACUGGGACCUCCCAAGGCCUGAGGUGGGUCCUGGGACCCCUGGGUAGAGCCACCUGCCCAUGGCCUCGGUGUGGCGCUGCCCAGCUGUGUCUCCCAGCACCCUCUGUCCCCUCCUCCUCCAGGGGCCCCUGUGGCACGGUGACUGUGCUCCCUCCUGGCCCCAUCACGUCACCUCCUUGAGCCGCAGCCUUCUGGGGUCCAGUGGGGAACCUCCCCACACAGGGUGGUUGUGGGGUGCAGCGAGGACAAGGUCCCCGGGGGCCCUAAGAGCCAGGGCUGCUCUCCCUCACCCCCUUGGCUGGGAGAGCCUGGCCAGCCCCAAGCAUGACAUGCACAUGGAGACUCAGGUAGUGAGGGUGACGGGUGCGGGGUUGGCCCUGUCAGAAGGAAGGGACAGGCAGCUUGGCCUUCGCCUGGGCCGUGUCGCGCCCACCCGUGUGCUGCUGCAGGGCCCUGGCCUGCAUGGGGCCCAAGUGGCUACGCAGGGAGAAGGGAAGGGGGACGUUCCUCCCUCUGCCCAAGGCAGGGUCUGGGUGUGAUGGGGCUGAGCGAGGGGCCCCUCCGCACUGUGACUGCCUGCGAUGGGCACUGGCCUCAGCUGCGCCCGCCGCCGUGGAAUAAAAC
This is a messenger RNA of Urocitellus parryii (Arctic ground squirrel), 1726 nucleotides long. RefSeq names its product potassium channel tetramerization domain containing 17 (gene Kctd17). NCBI's taxonomy places the organism in Eukaryota, Metazoa, Chordata, Mammalia, Rodentia, Sciuridae. Gene Ontology annotation, molecular function: cullin family protein binding. Gene Ontology annotation, biological process: proteasome-mediated ubiquitin-dependent protein catabolic process; positive regulation of cilium assembly; protein homooligomerization. Gene Ontology annotation, cellular component: Cul3-RING ubiquitin ligase complex; cytoplasm. The record is from RefSeq and is a predicted model, not a curated record.